Molecule: messenger RNA, 4748 nt
Organism: Solea senegalensis (Senegalese sole)
Lineage: Eukaryota; Metazoa; Chordata; Actinopteri; Pleuronectiformes; Soleidae
Product: alpha/beta hydrolase domain-containing protein 17A-like
Exons: 6
Coding region: 288-1361 (357 amino acids)
Biological process (GO): protein depalmitoylation
Cellular component (GO): plasma membrane; endosome membrane
Molecular function (GO): palmitoyl-(protein) hydrolase activity
Source: RefSeq, a predicted model, not a curated record
CAGUAGUAAAAAAAAAGAAAACUGGUUGCCAUGAAUUUCGGCUAGUUAGCCACCGACAGCUGUCAACACAUAUGAAGAAAACCAUCCAUGUCAAGGCACAAGAAGGACUUUCGAACACUUGUGCUGCUUCUUUGUAUAUAUAGUGGCACAUCCGCCUGCCUGCCGACCUACUGUGAAUCGCUCCAGCUGGCUCAGUGACUACAUUAGAAGACCUUGGCACCACCGUGUGCCAGCUCAUUUCAAGACCCAGGGAUUUUUGAUUCCAGGUAUCUUUCUGAUUCCAGAAGAUGAACGGUCUGUCCAUACGAGAGCUAUGCUGCCUGUUCUGCUGCCCCCCUUGCCCCAGUCGCAUUGCAGCCAAGCUGGCUUUCCUCCCUCCAGAGCCCACUUAUGCCCUUCUUCCUGACCCAGAUCCAGUUACUGGAGCAGGAACUACCUCUGGGCCUGGCUCUGGAGCUGCCGUGCCAUCUCUCGGAGCUCCAGGACUGCGUUCCCGGCUGGGUGCUGGUAGCGGAAGUGACAGAGGGGGUGGAGGAGGUGGAGGAGGAGGUGGCGGCGGCGGCAGCAUCAGCAGCAGCACCAGUAGUGGUGGUGGAGCAGGUGGUAGUGCGAGUGAAGGCAGGUGGAAGUUGCAUCUCAGUGAGAGAGCAGAGUUCCAGUAUUCACAGAGAGAGCUGGAUGUGACAGAUGUGUUCCUGACUAGGUCCAGCCGAGGGAACAGGGUUGGAUGUAUGUACAUUCGCUGUGCUCCCAAUGCUAGGUUUACAGUGCUGUUUUCCCAUGGUAACGCAGUGGACCUAGGCCAGAUGAGCAGCUUCUAUAUUGGCUUAGGCACGCGCAUCAACUGCAACAUUUUCUCCUAUGAUUACUCAGGCUACGGUGUUAGCACUGGCAAGCCCUCUGAGAAGAACCUUUAUGCUGACAUCGAUGCUGCCUGGCAUGCCCUGCGCUCUAGGUAUGGCAUCAGCCCUGAGAAUAUAAUCCUGUAUGGACAGAGCAUUGGCACAGUGCCCACUGUAGACUUGGCGUCACGUUUCGAAUGUGCUGCUGUGGUCCUCCACUCUCCUCUCACGUCUGGUAUGAGAGUGGCAUUCCCCGACACCAAGAAAACAUACUGUUUUGAUGCCUUCCCUAACAUCGAGAAGGUGUCAAAGAUCCCGUCUCCAGUUCUCAUCAUCCAUGGUACAGAGGACGAGGUGAUCGACUUCUCUCACGGCCUUGCUCUGUUCGAGCGCUGCCCCAAGGCCGUGGAGCCUCUCUGGGUGGAGGGAGCUGGUCACAACGACAUUGAGCUUUACAGUCAGUACCUGGAGAGGCUACGGCGCUUCAUCAACCAGGACCUCGCUGCACAGCAUGCCUGAGAAAUAAACAACAGCCUCACUGCAUUUGUAUGAAUGAGGCGUGUGUGUCUGUAAGUGUGUCUGAGGAAGCUAAGUGAGACAGAAGUAUAUCAUCAUGUAGAUCUAAAAAAAAAGGACAUUAUUUUGUUUUUUAUUUUUGCCACAUCUGUGUGUCUUUGAAGCAGCACACCUGAAGGUUAAUUUAACACAUCCUCUCUUUCAUUUCUCAUUUUAAAGAUGAGAGCAUUUUUUAAGCUAUGAUCAGGUGUAUUUAUCUGUUUGGUGGAAAUGCUCCAAAACAAACAAAAAACAAAACAAAAAAUGACGAAUACAAUUUUUAACAUGGGAAGUAUUAUGGGUUGCAGCUUUAAAAUGUGUUAACUUGCACAAGUUAAGAAAGAAGAACGAGGUGCUUUGUCCAAAAAGGCUCACAGAUGUAAUUUUAAGUGUGACAUGUUAGUGAAUGUAUGAUUGAUGGAUGGAUGUCUAUUUAGUGUUUAUUCAUAUCUCCAUGGACCUCUUACUUCUGCGGACAUGAACUUGUGUGAGCUUGGAGCAGUGCUGAAUGAAAUGAACAUCCUGAUGACUUGGACAUCCACAAGUGGAGAAGACUCCUCUAAGUUUUUUUUCUUCUUUUUUGCAAGUGUAUGAAUGAAGAAUACCUCCACUGCUUGACCAGUACUCUCUCCAGUGGACAAACACUGGUCAAGGAUGUGCCCCCACCCCCUCUUCUUCUUCUUCCUCCUCCUUCUUCUUCUAUCCUCCCUGUUUACCAGUUAAUGGACAUCCACCUGACUGCCAGGGCAUUUCCCAACUUGUUAUCCAGCUUACUCUUAUCUGCUUUUCUGUGUGUGGUAUGAGGGUCCAUUAUCUUUCCUUUGUCCUCUGAAGCGGAUACACAAGGAUUCAUCUGGAAUACUCUUCAUAGCUUGUAUGGCUGGUUGGGUGUCACUUACUUUCCCUCACUUCUGACUCUUUGAGAAGAUCACGAAUUUCCCAGCUGUCCUUUUACUGUUCACAAACUUGGCAAACUUGUGAGUUAUUUUUGCUUUUUCCAAAAUCAACAUAUCCUGAACAGGAAUGAUGAUGUGGAUGAAAUGGAAACACGCGUUUGGAAGCCACACUGAGGACAACUGUGGUUACGUGGAUGUUUCCCUGACAUAAGGGAAACUAAAAUAGAAGUGAAGGCUAGCUCAGUAAUUUUCAUGUCACAUUAGAGGAUUUAACAGAAGGCAGUAAUCCUUUAGUGUUCCCUGGUGUGUGUUGUUUAAAGGUAGGAUUAAGUCAGAACUGAAGGAGCAGGUUGAUAUUUUGGGGCAUUCACUUAUUGACUUUUUUUGUUGCGUUGGAUGAGAAGAUUUACCAUGGAGGUGCCAGUAGGCACAAUGAUCUGGAGUUUGUUUGGACACAGGCAGGCUGCUUGUUUCCUCUCCUGUAUUAAUGCUAACCUAAGCUAACUGGCUGCUAGCUUUAACUGUAACUCUAUUUAUUAUACUUGGUUUGAUCAAUCUUCUCAUCUAUCCUCUGCAAAAGAAAAAGCAAAUAAGCACAUUUCCAAAAUGUUGAAUUAUUCCUUCAUGCUAGAAGUGUGAUCAUCAGGGAUGUCUGUAAUUUAUUUGUAGAACUAUUUAGAGAACAAACCCUUUUGAUAGGUGUUUUGGCUGGACUUAGAGGAUUUAAAGGUAUAAAAGACAAAGUAGCUGCUUAGUUCACCAAACUCCAUUCAGAAUAAUUGCCCUUGAUCAGAAUAAUUCUGGUUAACUCGUAGUCUUACGGCAUCGUUUUUUUUGUUUUUUUCUCUGAGUCUCACUCCAGUAUCAUUCAUUACUGGAGUUUGACGGGUUCUUGUUCAUAUUCACUUUGAGCACAUUUUCUUCUAACGUGUUUGUCUUGACAUAAUUAAUCCAAAUGUGUUUGUCGUAGUGUAGGGCCAUGGACUCUUUGUCUCAGAACCAUAUGUGUUGAUGUUAAUGACUAACAAUGUGAUUCAGAUCGGGCGCCGAGACGUGACGACAUGUUCACUUUAGCUCCGUUUUAACCUUUGUGGCCCCAAAUACAGGAGCUCUCUUAUGGGUGGCAGCAGGCGUCAUGUCUGACACAAGCCAUAUUUGAGCCUUUCACUGUUGGUGUGGUGCAGGUUCCACCACACGCACACACAAUGAAACACUAGAUGCAUACACAUACUGUACUGUACAGUAUAUUUACACAUUUAUAUAUAUCAGAUCAAGCAUGGCAAAGCAGGUCUUAAGUUCAGCACUAUUGUAAAAAGCAUCUAAAGUGUAAUAUGGGUGUAAAAUGUAAGUUUGUGUGUCGUCUUCUUUGUUAUUGACUGUCUUCUACAGGCUAGCAUUAAGGAUACUAGCAUCCUGUUUGAAUAUGUACAUAAUACACCUUGUGUGUUGGCCUGAAAAAGUACAAGAACUGGUUUUAUAGUUGCAGGCUAGGACCACUUUUCAGGUCCUCUACAAGGUGUCUGUACACAAGACCCAUCAAUUUCAGUGACAGUAGCUGUGUUUUGUUAAAGGGAACAUGUACAGAACUAGCACUUAUCUGAUUACUCCAUUUUUGGGAGUGCAAGUGGGUCUUGGUAAGUGGUGGAAAAGGUUUGUGAAACACCACUUUGCCGCUGUCAUCGUUUCAAACAGGGAACCUCACCAUUCUCAUCCUGUGCUUCGUGUCUCUGAAAUGUAAAUAAUGGAAAUCUGUUACCAUCUUGAACCAGGGAUCUGAGCUCUCAGAAGAGUUGGAGAGAGUAGUUGCUUUUCUCUGAAAAAAGAAGUAGGCCUCAGUUUUCUUCUGGUCAGGUCGUAUUAUCAGGGAAACCACUGGAUCCACUUUUCAUUCAUUGGGUUUGGUUUAAGAAAUGGGGUUUAAAAAAAACAAAAAAAAACAUUUUAUUGAUGCACCACUAUGGUUAGACAUGCAUUGUAUCCUCUGGCCCUGAAUGUUUAUUGAUGGGGGGCGGUCAGGGUGUGAAACACUAAAAAAAAAAAAAUGUAUGCAUGUUUAUUGUGUUUUGCAGAGCAAAUGACAGGGUGAUCUCUGUUAUGUAUUCUGUGUGAGGAUAAAGCUGAACUCAUAACAUAUGAACAUUGAAGCGCUUUAAAAAAAAACGGGAUGUUCAUUUUAAUUUUUUUUUAUUGCUGAUACUAACUGAUGUAAUGUCAUGAGUUUUGUGCUAGAGUUUGAGUGGGGAUGUGUUGGGUGGUUGGGGGGGUAGACCAUAUUUGUGGGCUGUUUAUAUGGUUACUGUACUUAUCUAUUCUAUUCUUUGUAUUAUGAUUUGUAAUUUUAUGUUGCUUUUUGAACUAAGAAUAUGAUGUAAUGAAAUUAAUUCAUGGGACUGAAUCUUGACCUUUUUAUGGACAACAAAAUAAAAAAAAAUUCACUUAUGUACAAAAUAUGAAA